Molecule: messenger RNA, 2859 nt
Organism: Kwoniella botswanensis
Lineage: Eukaryota; Fungi; Basidiomycota; Tremellomycetes; Tremellales; Cryptococcaceae
Exons: 22
Coding region: 1-2859 (952 amino acids)
Biological process (GO): double-strand break repair via homologous recombination
Cellular component (GO): cytoplasm; nucleus; chromosome
Molecular function (GO): nucleic acid binding; 3'-5' DNA helicase activity; ATP binding
Source: RefSeq, a predicted model, not a curated record
AUGUCGGCGGGAGCACUUUCAUUCACUCUACCGAGCUCGACUCCUGCCGAAAGGCCAUAUACCAAUCUGAUCAAUUCAACUCAGUUCGCUCGCAACAACUUCAGACCGAGAGAAAGGGCAUGGAGGAGGACUGUAUCUCCCCAAGAGAAUCCAGGAGCGUUGAAAAGAAAUUUGAGAAAAUAUUGGGGGCAUGACGAGUUUAGGCAUCCUCAGCUAGAAAUCUGUACAGAUGCUAUGAGAGGAUGCGAUUUGAUUGUUGUAGCUCCGACCGGCUUGGGAAAAUCAUUAUGUUUUCAGCUCCCGGCUAUAACGAUCGAACAUGGAGUGACCAUCGUCGUCUCACCUCUUAUCUCACUGAUGGAAGACCAAGUGAAUCACAUGGUAGAGAAAGGGAUCAAAGCUGUGAUGCUCAAAGAGAACAUGGAUGAAGGAGCUUUGCGAGAGAUCCGACGUCAAAUGUCCUUGGGUCAUCCUGAAAUUCGAUUACUCUACGUCACUCCAGAAAGUUUGUUCAGUCCAAAACACAAGUAUAUGUUCGAUACCGCUUACAAGCAGAAGCAAAUGGUCAGAUUAGUAGUCGAUGAGGCUCACGUCAUCUCAGAAUGGGGAUUAGAUUUUAGACCUAAAUAUAGAGAACUCGGUAAUUUCCUUAACGAAUAUCGCGGUAUACCUGUGACUGCUCUCACCGCUUCGGCGACGCAAGAAGUUCGAAAUGAUAUCAUAAGAAGUCUAGGUAUCAAGAAAGGUUAUGGCCAAUGGGUAAUGCCUUUUAACCGAUUGAAUCUUUUCUACGAGGUUCGAUAUCAGGGAAGAGGUAGUGCAGAGGAUGAUGAAGAAUUAGAAGAUCAGAAAAGUACUGUGGAGGAGAUAGCAGACUGGAUCGAAGCUUACACAUCUAAAGCUAGAGCGAGAAACGUAACAAAUGGUAUACAUCGACCAUGCGUUACUGGUAUUGUAUACUGUCGAAAGACAAAGGAUUGUGAAGAUGUCGCUUAUUUCCUACGAGAAAGGGGGAUCAAAGCUCAGCCAUAUUACAAAGCUCUCCAAGCUGCCAACCCUGCUACUUUGGCUGCUUGGAAUGAAGGAAGAGUCGAAUGCAUUGUGGCUACCAUCGCAUUUGGAAUGGGAAUCGACCAACCGCAUGUCCGGUAUGUGGUGCACUACGAUAUGCCAAAGAGUUUUGAGGGCUUCUACCAGGAGACGGGACGUGCUGGGCGAGAUCGACAUAUUUCGCACUGUCUUAUCUUCUACUCCCGAGAGGAUGCGCGUAAAGUGCGGUACAAUCAUGAACUCAACGAGAGGAAGAGGAAAAAGCAAGGCGCCGAGGAAGAUCCUGAAGAUAUUCUUUCCCCUAUAAACAGCUUCAAAGCGCUUCAACAUUUUCUUGAAAACACUACUCAAUGCAGGCAUACAGGUAUAUGCAAGUAUUUUGGCGAGAAGAUCGACCUGCGUGAUCCGUCAGUCAAGCUCGCAUACUGUCAAGGGAUGUGCGAUGUAUGCAAAAGCAAUAAGCAAGUUCGCCUCUCAGCCCUCCAGCUGACUGAGGGAAUCGAGAUCGCCUCGCAGCCGGAAGAAAAAGAGGUCGAAAUACCAUCUAUGCCUUCCGCUGACCCGCUCGACGUGAUCUCUGAAGAAGGUUCGAUCUCAGGAUCACUCAAAGGCCUCGGCGAAGGUUAUGGUCUAGAUAAUCUGAACUCCCUCGACAGUGAGAGCGAUGAUGAUGUUCCGCAACUGAUCGACGACCCUCAACCAUUAUUCAUGCCUGUCUCCCCAAGCUCCUUGCCCCCCACUCCACCAGCUCAACUUCGUCCUCCAGACCUUCUAGCAUCUAUAAAUCCUGCAUCUUCAGCAACUCAUACUCCUGUCCCAUCGAUUGUAUCCCUCGCUUCUUCUGCAAAUCAUAGUCCAUUAGUACCGGCAAGUACGAAGAGUAUAACAUCUACUGUAUCAAUGCAAGGAUCAUCCACACCCAGCUCAAGAUCUAGUGAUAGAGGACCUGCUGUACCUGUAUCCCUUACUCCAGUAUUAAAGAGGGACCUGUCUGCUGAGGCAUUACGUCCAGUCCCAGAGAGGAUUUUCCAGCCUAUCAGAACGAGAGAUAUCACUCAGGUCACCCCAAAUCGAGCCAUUGCCGGACCGGGACCCAGUACUGUCGCUCUCGCCCAUGGGCAAAGCAAUGAUAGGAGGUCUCGAGAUUCUUCUCCGGUGAAGAGACGUAGAGAUCCAGUGGAUAUGAAUACUCCUGUGAGAGGUGUCAGGUAUAUAGAUGAUUCAGAAGAGGGUACUUCGUCAGAAUUGAAAUUGACUAGAGAACAAAGGAUCAAAGCGGAUAAGAUGCUGAAUAGUGUUGAACCUGUGAAGGGUAAUGGACCUUUUACAUGUUAUGAUCAGACUCCAACGGGUAUCAAGUUCCGUAAGAUCUCUUCGACCAGAGCGACAUUCAAACCUCCUAUAGCUAGAUCACCGAAUAAGAUUAGAUGUGAUCUCAUACAGAAACCCGCUCGAGAAGCUGCCAUCAAGGAGAUGACUGAUUCUCUGAUGGGAUGUUUGGCGAAAGGCGAAUUGGCUAGGAAGUUGCUGAAAGGUUGGGGAAGGGACGAGAAAGGUCAAGAGAGAGGAAAGUUGAUUGUUGGAAUUGCAAGAGUAAUGGAACAUGAAAUAGCAGAUAUAUCAAGAAAUGAUCCCUCCGGUUACAAAGGCCGAAUUAAACAAUUUAGAAAUGCCACCAAAGCUCUUCGAUCUUCCGAGGCUGUGAAGAUGAUUUCGAAAGGUCGAUUGGACGAACUGGAUGAUGGAAGUCCGGAGAUACUUCAUCUUAGAGCGUUGGAGAGAUGUAUAAGAGCAUGGGUACAUGAAUAA